Messenger RNA from Amorphotheca resinae ATCC 22711, 801 nucleotides. RefSeq lists its product as hypothetical. NCBI's taxonomy places the organism in Eukaryota, Fungi, Ascomycota, Leotiomycetes, Helotiales, Amorphothecaceae. The record is from RefSeq and is a predicted model, not a curated record. The coding region runs from base 1 to 801 and encodes 266 amino acids. The transcript has 2 exons. Gene Ontology annotation, molecular function: transmembrane monodehydroascorbate reductase activity.
AUGGCUUCUGCUACAGGUAUUCCGGAACAACCUGUCGUCGAUCCUCGAGAGGGAGAGGAGUCAAGAGCAGAGGAGUCGAGAGGAGAUGAGCCAAGAGAAGAUGAGCCCUUACUCGGACGGCCUGGUGCUGCAACACAGCAAGAUGGCCGUUCUCUCUUCCCCAACCUCAUCAUAGGGACAGCAGGCAUCGCGCAAGCCGGACUGAUCUUGCUGGUGGCCUCUGUCUGGGCCAGCGUUUUCCUCAACCCCUUGAUCUUCUUCUCCGCGCAUCCCCUCCUGAACUCAGCUGGCCUGCUUUUCCUCACAGAAUCCAUCCUCAUUCUGCAACCCACACAUACCCCGACUCAAAAGCGCCAAGGCACCAUUGCCCAUUUCAUUGCCAAUAACUUGGCUUUGGACCUCCUCAUAGCAGGUCUCGUCAUCAUCGAAUACAACAAGUGGGCAAAUGCUAUACCGCACUUCGAGUCACCGCACGCCGUCUUAGGUCUGACCACCUAUAUUCUGCUGUUGAUUCAAUCCGCGGUGGGUUUUACGCAGUACUUCACCCCCAGGUUGUAUGGUAGCGUAGACAGGGCCAAAUCAAUCUAUAAAUGGCACCGAAUCAGUGGAUAUAUCAUCCUGACCACGAUGUUGGCCACCGUCAUCGCAGCAACACAGACCGAUUACAACAAGAACAUUCUGGAUAUCAAGAUUUGGGCUAUAAUUAUCGCCGCAAUCCUAGUGCUGAUUGGCGUUUUGCCCAGGAUCAAAAAGCAGAAAUUGGGGCUCCAGCCAAAACCAAGCGGUGUCGAGGGCCAGUAG